Neocloeon triangulifer is the source of this 847-nucleotide messenger RNA. RefSeq lists its product as uncharacterized. The coding region runs from base 54 to 839 and encodes 261 amino acids. The transcript has 6 exons. NCBI's taxonomy places the organism in Eukaryota, Metazoa, Arthropoda, Insecta, Ephemeroptera, Baetidae. The record is from RefSeq and is a predicted model, not a curated record.
AGCCUUUCAGGAAUAUAAAAACAUGUUUUGUUCUAUUUGAGCUCAUUUCAAAUAUGAAAACAGAGGAAGAAGUAUACGACGUGCCAUAUUCAUUAAGGGGGUCCCCGAAUUACAGUUCCGCUCCUAUUGAGCUACUCAAUAGAACCCCCUCAGCCCCCUUUGCCCCAAACGCCCCCAAGGAAAAGGAAGACAUGAAGCGGUCGGUCUGCAUUGUCGUCGUUGUCAUUUUUGUCGCCUUAGCCUUAAUCGGCGUCAACCUGCUUCACUACUUCCUCUUCACUGCUAAAAGUAUACAGGACGGGAAUGAGUUGGCGCAAAAGCUGAAGAAUAUUAACCAAACGUUGAACGAAUUGGAAGAACAAUUUCAGCAGCAGAUAUUAAAACACCCGGCCGAUUGCAAACUCAGCAAUUCGGCAAAACUGGUGACGUUGGUGAACGGCAAGAAGUACUCGUUCAAUGACACCCAAGUUGCGUGGUCUGUGGCUAAAGAGACCUGCAACAGGCAAGGUCUGCACUUGGCCUCUCUGAAAGAUUCAAACGACUUCAGGGUGGUGACGGACGAGGCCCAGAAAAUUGUAGGAAGCAAAACCGCUUGGUGGGUGUCGGCACGAAAUUCCGAGGGCGAAAGUCAAAAGAACUUCCGUUGGCACGAUGGAUUGAAACUGGAAUUAAACAGCCCGUUGUGGUCGAACAAAGCGAACAAGACGCAGGAUUGCGUUUAUAUUACUUGGUAUGAAGACAAGAAACUGAGCACGAAUCCGUGCGAUUACAAUUACAAUUUUGUCUGCGAACAACCUAUUGAAUGCAACGCUUUGUUAUCUUUUAUUAACUUGAAAUAAAAAUGGAA